Molecule: messenger RNA, 1173 nt
Organism: Sorghum bicolor (sorghum)
Lineage: Eukaryota; Viridiplantae; Streptophyta; Magnoliopsida; Poales; Poaceae
Product: translation initiation factor IF-2-like
Exons: 5
Source: RefSeq, a predicted model, not a curated record
AUGGCGUACCGUCUCGACCGGAUCCUCAAGGGUCCGCCUCGUGCCGACGCCGAUGCCCCGCGGACGGGAGCACCGAACGAGGGACCGGGCAGGUCUCUUGAGAGGCAGCAGAGGGGGUCGUCCCCUCGCCGCUCCCGUGUCGAUAUCCCUCCCGCGCCGGCUCAAAGUCGGUUGAAGCGGAUGCUCGAGCAGGCCCAGCCCUCGUUGGUCAAAAGGCUUAAAGUAGGAGCGGCAUCCAAAGGUUCAGGCUCCUCCGACCCUCGACUGCCGAUCGGUGCCGAGAGCGCCCCGCCCCGUCCCUUGAGGAAGAUGGAGGAGGAGCGCGAGCAGGAGACGUGGCGGCUGCCGCAGGAGGAGCAGCGGCUGCAGCAGAAAGAAGUAGAGGAAGGGCAUCCGCCAGCAGGUCCCCAGCUCGAGGAGCUACUAGAGCAGGAUCGUCAACGGGAGCUGCAAGAGCUCCAGGAGCAGCAGCAGCUGAGGGGCCAGCAAUUGGAGGAACUGCUCGAGCCUCCCUCUCACAGUCCGCCCCAACCAGCGCCACCAGCGCCGCAAGAGCCUAGAAACCAGGAGGAGGGUCUGCCAGUUUUCGGUCCUCCAACCCCGGCGUGGCUCCGUCCAGGGGCACCCGCCUUGAUCCCAGCAGAGUCAGGGCGAGCGGACGGCGUGGUCGCGCUCGCUUCUAUGAUGCGCACCCCCGUUGACCCCCAAUCCGAGAUCAGGCGUACGAUCUAUGGCAUGGAUGGAAUCGCUUCGAGAUUCCUUCGAGAGCGUCGGUCGUGGGAGGACUGCAUUCCCGCUGAGGAGGAUGAGGCUGGAACGUCAAGUGGUGGUGGAGGCAGCAAGACCGGGACCUGGAAGACGGAGAAGAAGCAGAGGGAGGCCGCCCUGGCUGAGGCUCGGGAGGCCUCGAGGAAGGUGGUGGAUGAGGCCACGCUGUUGAGGGAGCGGGCCAUGAUGGUCGAGGAAGUCGCGUCCAAGGCCCGAGAGGAGGCCUUGUCUUACAAGAAUGCUGUCGCUAACCUAGACGAGGAGAAGGGCCUUCUCAAGACUGAACUUGCCUCCGCCCGAGAAACCUUUCAAAGAAUGAAGGUGGAGUGCGUGAAUGGCGAGAUCGCUAGGAGCGCCACGGAGGAGGCUAAAAAGAAGGCUAUUGAGGAUCCCGAGGCGGAGCGG